CGUGACACACCACUACCAAAGUUACCACGGUUUACGUCUUCCAAUCCAUCCGCUUAAAGUUAUCUGAUCCGCUUCUGCAGACUGCCAAGAGCCAUGGUUUCGGUUUGCUGCCACCCUCCCCAGUACUCAACCUUCCCAAUCUCCGCAGUCCCUGCUAGAUCACCUCUCGGCUGGAUGGCAGCACGUCAACAUGGGCUGGCUAAUAGUUGAGACACGUUGACGUUGACCGCGCGAUCUCUUGCAUUAGCGUGUAAAAAAAAAAAAAAAAAGUUUGAGCAUGGUAAUAAUGCUCUACUUAGCUAUACACUUACACGGAGAUGGAAAGUGGGAAUCAAGGAUACCUACCUUUUGAGAACCAUUGAACAAGGUAUUGUACUUCAGGGUACUUGGCAGACGAUAAUGAUUCACUCACAAAAAGAGCAAUACACUGGUUGACUAGGAUUCUGGCGGAAUAACUCGGUAGACUAGUCAAUUUACUCCAUUUGCUUUGCCAGUACGCCUGCUUGUCCAGGAAGGGGAACGAUCAUAGAUUCUCAUUGCGAAUAAGAAAUUUCCUUUCCAGUACUUUUUUUUUUCGAGUAAUCAAGUACUCUUCCUAAGAAACAUCGAAAAACGCCUCCAAUUGAUGCCCAUUAGAUACUUAAUUCGUACUUGUAGAUUACGUUACACCCCAUUCCUACCUUAGCAAUGGCGACACCCUCUACGAACGAGCCGGUGCUCAAGCUCCCACAUCCGUACCUUACGUCCUACACACUCGUUAAGACGUCGCGCCCCUCAGACUCUACUACUCCUUGGCUCCAAGUGAAACCCCAAGAAGACGCUGCUGGCGAGACAAAAGCAAAAACGAAACCGUUACCAGAACGUCUCGACAACGACACGCUCUUCUUCACCGAGCCCGCGGACCUUAAGUCGAGCGAGCGGCCGGCCGAAUCCAAUAACACACCAUGGGGCCGCGCCCGCCGCUCUCCGAGCUCAACAAUUGCGUGGGACGUCGCGACACCACCCACAUUAGCUCAGGCCUGGCUCGUAAUUUACGUACUAUUCACGGUACGGCCAUCGACAGAAGGGCUCCGGCUCACGCUCGAGGGACCCGGCCGUGAAGCGCUCGUGGCACAACUCAAAGCCGUUCUACUGGCAAUCGACCACCCCACAGCAGCUGGGUUGAGCGACGAGCUGCUCGUCUUGCGCAGCACCUUCUGGCAGGGCGCCGGCUCGCCGUUCGGACCGCGCAGCGUCUGGGUUCCCGACUCCAGCAAUGAUCCUCAAGAUAACGGCAAUUCGUUGCCAAAACCACUCUCCGCCUAUCCCCUAACGCCACUCCAACACGCCAUGACAUCCGAAGCAAGCGGAACACCCGCGUGGCACCCGCGACGACCCGCAAAGCCACGCCCGGGCUCCGUGGUGUACAGCCGAUGGAUCCCUCACCUGCGCGAGAACUUCAGCAUGGUCGCGCUCGACUGGGAGAACCCGGAGCACCUAGAGCUAUUCCAUAACUGGCAAAACGACCCGCGCGUCUCGCAGGGAUGGAAUGAGACAGGUUCCCUUGAGCAGCAUCGCGAGUACCUACGUCGCGCCCACGUCGAUCCCCACCAGAUCACGUUGCUAGCUGCCUUCAACGACACAUUUUUUGCUUACUUUGAAGUGUACUGGGCUAAGGAAGACCGACUUGGCGCGUACUACAGCGCGGGAGAUUUCGAUCGAGGACGACACUCGCUGGUGGGGGAUAUACGAUUCCGUGGUCCGCACCGCGUGACGGCUUGGUGGUCUAGCUUGAUGCAUUAUUUAUUCUUGGACGACCCGCGCACGAUGUACGUUGUUGGCGAACCGAAAUACACCAACAGCUCGGUCCUGGCGUACGAUUUUAUGCACGGCUUCGGACUCGACAAGUUCGUCGACCUACCGCAUAAGCGUUCGGCGUUCGUGCGGUGCUCUCGCGAGCGCUUCUUCCAACUCGCUCCGCUUGGAGAGAGUGAGAAAGCUGUUGGUGGCACUUUGGUCGGAUUGCUCCCUAAGUUGUAAAUUGUAACUUGUAAGAUUUAUGUUGUGGUAGAGAUCUUGUCACGUGGUAUGGCGUCGUGGAAGGAGGAAGAGGGGGGAGGAGAAGAAAAGCCUCGAGCUGAUUAGGUAGGUACGCUUAUCGUUUUUAGGGGGCGUCUAUACCUUAUAUGGAUUUAUCUUAUGUACCCUCUUUCUAUUCCUUCCUAUUUAUUUUGAAGAUUCAUUCAGAUUAUCAU
This is a messenger RNA of Daldinia vernicosa, 2234 nucleotides long. RefSeq names its product acyl-CoA N-acyltransferase. Bases 688 to 2019 code for a protein of 443 amino acids. Gene Ontology annotation, biological process: siderophore biosynthetic process. The record is from RefSeq and is a predicted model, not a curated record. Lineage: Eukaryota; Fungi; Ascomycota; Sordariomycetes; Xylariales; Hypoxylaceae. The transcript has 2 exons.